Molecule: messenger RNA, 1973 nt
Organism: Bombus pyrosoma
Lineage: Eukaryota; Metazoa; Arthropoda; Insecta; Hymenoptera; Apidae
Exons: 4
Coding region: 296-1864 (522 amino acids)
Source: RefSeq, a predicted model, not a curated record
AAUGUAUUAUUAGUAUUCUAUGGUAUGCGAUUAUAAAGGGCAGUAUAAAAUAACGAAGUAAUAUUGAUUUACGAGAAACGUAAAUGUACAUAUGUGUAUUCGAUAAAUACAUUAUUGCAUAUAAUGAAAUAUAUACAUAUUAUUCAUCUUAUGAGGCGCCACCUAUUCAUUCACCAUCAUUUAUAUUUUAUAUAUUAAAAUAAAUGAGAACCACUGAAGAGAGGUAUAAUGAAGACAUAUUGACGCGAUAGUUUUUAAAAGUAAUAGUCAACUUGUAAAUAAAUUAUUAAAAAGUAUGGAAGUAUAUAAUAUUUUAGAAAAUGUUAUUAAUGAAAAAAAUUCAGACGAAAAUAAAAGCUCUAUAGAUGAACUGAAAAACAGAUUAAAAACCCAAAUACAUCAAUUGAAAUCUAUAAUUUUGCAAAUUGAAUGUAGUUUGGACAUAUUAAAAUUUGGGAACACUAAAUGUGUUCAUUCAAACAUUACCAAGUGCCUGAAAACCGAUGAAGUUCAAGAUAUCAAUUUACAAUUAGAGUCCCAAUUAUAUAGAUAUUCCGGUUUUCACUGUGUCAAAUUCUCAAAACAGGAACAUGUGUUUAAUUUUUCACCAUUGAAUAAAUAUGACAAAAAUAAUGUUUUUGCUGUACAAAUUUUGAAUGACCAAUAUAAAGGAAUUUUAGGAAAAUGGGUGAUGCCAAUGGGUAUUGAUUUACAUGAUGUGAUAUGUGAUUUUCCUAUCCAUGAGUUAAAAAAUGUACCUCAUUUUUUGAAAAUUUGUAAGCAGUAUAUAGAUUGCUAUUUCAUAAGACAAGAACAAUACACAACAUUGAUGCGUAAUAUUUCUCAUAUAAAAAACUGUAAGUUACAAACAAAUUUAGGAUAUACCCAAAUUAAUUUAGAACUGAUGGGAGUAUAUAAUGAAAAUAUUGAUUCAUAUAUAACUAUAAUAAUAUACCUCUUAUAUAAUAUUAAUGAAACUAGGCCAUACAAAAUUAAGAUAGAUUCAGUAACAGAGAAUGGACUACAUAAAAACUUCAAAAACCGUCUAGAAUCAUCUUUAGUGUGUUUUAAGCAAUUUGAUUUACAUGUAGCAUUUGAGAAUAUAUUGGAUAUGAAAACAUUUGCAUGGGAAAAAGAAGAUAACGAAGAUAGUCCACUGGAUAUAAAUUCUUUGAGCGAUUUGGAAACAGAAGGAUUUUUAGAUAGUUUUACAUUGCCACAAAGGAAAUCUUUAAUACUUCAGAGCAAGAAACAGGAGGUAAAAAAAGAACGAAAGAAAAAAGUGUCAAAAGAAAAAAAGUUCCUUAACAUUUCAAGUACAUAUAAAGCUGAUCGAAGUUCUGUCCCCUUACAAAGUAAGAAGCAGAGAUUGCAAAAUAUUAAACAGUCCGUGAGGCAGCAAGAUAUUAGUGUUAGUGUCAAACCAAUACCAAAUGUAAAUAAUUCAAAACAAAAGAAAUUAAAACAGACAAAACUGAAGGUCAAAUCAAAAAUACAGAACGACUCAAAAUUACAAAAUAAUGUUAAUACUAUAUUUUCUGAUGCAACCGUAUUGAAAGAUAAGCAAAUAAAUGAACAAUUAAAUAAACCAUUUACCAGUACUCCAAUAUGUCAAAAUGAACAGCAUUCUUCUAAUUUCAAUUUAUCGACUAAUAUUGAUAUUAGUGAUAUCACAAGUGAAAAUAAUUUGAAUGUUGUGGGAACAAGUAAACUUAAAAGAGAUCAAUUUCGGAAUCAUACACCUGUAAAAUUAUUGCAAAGAAAAAUGAGAAAAAAAGUGAAGUCUUUAAUUCAAUCAAAAUCACAGAGUUCAAAGCACAAUGUACUUCAUAAUAGAAUUAAAAAUAUUAAGAAAUCUCUGUAAUAUGAAUAUUCCAUAGUUUACCUAAUAGAAUGUACAAAAUAUUGUUUAUGCUACUUAUACAUAUAUAUAUAUAUUUAUUAUUGAAAAAUAAAUGUUAUUUGAAAUAUAA